UUAUAGUUGGAAAUCAACAUGUGUAAUAUAAAAUAAUGAUAUCUUCUGUUUUUAUUGUUUAUCAUGGUUCUCCGCUGCUAUAUAGGGCAUAUAGGGAAGAAUGUACGAGACAAGACGCUGUCUUAUUCGCGAAAAAUGUCUAUAACAAGUCUCUUGGUCCUUACAAGCCAAUAUGGCAAUUUGGUUUUACAACCUAUGUUAGUGUUGAAAUGGGAAGUUUCUACAUUGUUGCAUCAUGUAAUGGCAAUAUAAACGCAGCUCUAAUAAUUCAAGCGUUAUGCGAUAUACGCACCGCAAUAGUACGUUUUAUGGAUUUUAACAUAAACGAGACGUCUAUUUUGAAUAAUUUGUUUCUUAUUCAUGAAAUUUUGGAUAUAGCAAUAGACGCAGGAUACCCUCAGGAUUUCUUUAUUAAUUACAUUACUGGAGUACCACACAGGGAAUCCAGUUUAUCUUUAUGCAAGAAGAAAUUAUUACACAUUAGAAGUUAUCUGGAAGGAUAUGGCGUCGAUGUGAAUCACUAUUUAAAAUCUGGUGUAGUACGACAUUCCGAAGAAGCUGCUACACCCACUAGUUCCAUUGAAGUAUCGCCGAAAAUGAAAUUUUGGAAAACACCCAAACUUUUAACUCGAAAGAACGAUGUAGCAUUUAGCGUAACCGAGUGUAUUAAUUGUUGUCUCUCAUAUGCGGGAGAGGUAACACUAUGCCAGACUACUGGGAGCAUCACUAUGGAUGUGUAUACCGUAGAUGAUAUGUCUAUGGAAAUCACAUUAAACACCGAUUUCAUUAAGUUGCCGUCGAUGAACCAUUGCAAGAAGUUGGAGGCCAUAAACGACUUAGAGUUCCAACCACCCGCAGGAGCAUUUAUAUCCACCACAUUAACCGACUUUAAGGUGGAUAAAUCCAUUGACAUUUCAUCGAUGAUUCGUCAAAAAAGGAUAUCAGUAUCACCUUCAUCAGGUAUGACUGUGCUCUUAUUAUAUCGCACGGAGAAUCAAACUAAACUUCCGUUUGUAAUAACUCCGAUAUUAACAAAGGCAAGUAGUCAGGUGUUGUAUUACCACAUCAGUAUGGAGACAAACUUUCCGAAGAAAACGUUUGCAACAAAUGUUGGAAUGGACAUACCGCUACCUAUAAAUGCAUCUCACGUAGAGAUCAUCUCAAAUGCUGGACAAUGCCAGAUUAAGAUUGCCGAAAACAUGGUACACUGGCAUCUCGGUAAAGUAUAUGGUCAAACGAUCUUAUCAAUGGAAUUUCACUGUAGAUUGACAAAAUCCAUCACCGGUGUUUCAACUCACUUGUCACCAUUGGCACUCCAUUUUGAUUUACCGAACUAUUCAUUCAGCGGACUAUACAUACGUGAUGUAAAAAUCACCAAUACACAAUACAAAACGAUAAAGAGCGUUUCUUAUACCACUGUAAACGGUGAGUAUCAUUACAAAUUAAAGUUACCAACUUAAUAUUUUAUUUUAUGGAUAUUCAUGUCUACCAACGG
Messenger RNA from Babesia bovis T2Bo, 1495 nucleotides. Its product is annotated as Adaptor complexes medium subunit family protein. Gene Ontology annotation, biological process: vesicle-mediated transport; intracellular protein transport. Gene Ontology annotation, cellular component: cytoplasmic vesicle; clathrin adaptor complex. The transcript has a single exon. The record is from RefSeq and is a predicted model, not a curated record. Lineage: Eukaryota; Apicomplexa; Aconoidasida; Piroplasmida; Babesiidae. Bases 36 to 1460 code for a protein of 474 amino acids.